Molecule: messenger RNA, 2380 nt
Organism: Cajanus cajan (pigeon pea)
Lineage: Eukaryota; Viridiplantae; Streptophyta; Magnoliopsida; Fabales; Fabaceae
Product: scarecrow-like protein 23
Source: RefSeq, a predicted model, not a curated record
CCAACGUAAUCUGUGACCUGGGAUUUUGAUAAUUGCAACUCCUGAGUGCCCUUUGCCAAGUCAGAGACCAUUAAGAUAAACAACUCAAAAGCAAUUUUCACCAUAGUUUUUCAUGACAUUAAUCAUAUUAUUUAUACAGGGUAGUUGCUCCUUCUCCAUCGCCAUAGUCACGACAAAACAAAAACGUCCUUCUCAUAUCUAUUUACAUCAACUUUGAAAAUUAGCUCAAACAGUUAAACCAUGUAAUUAAAAGCUUCAAAACACUAAUCUUCAUUAAUAUAAUGGUAAAAUCACUGCCAAAUCGACGUGUAAUGAUGGGCUUCUAGUCACUUAUCUUUUUCCAAAUGGCUUCAUUAUGCCGGCCAUCCCAUGGAAUUGGCAAUGUCAUCCACAAUACAAUACAAUCCUCCAUUUUUUUUUUCUUUUUUCUCAUCAAAUUUCGCCUUUAAAAGUGACAUAAACCUCUUCUUCAAAGCCCCUCUUACACCAUCUCCUUCUUUGUGUCUUUCUACAUGUUAAUUUCUUUUCCCUAUAUCAUAAAUUUCUUUACAUAAUUAGCAUAUAGAAACAUUUGAUAUCCUUCUAUAUGAUGAAAGUGGGGUUUGAAGUGGUUCAUGCAAAUCCAAACAUGAUUCGUACACACAUGCAUGAAACAUGGGAUCACUACUCAAAUAUUAUUACUACUACCUUGCCAUUUUCAGCUCCAACCCCAUCAAGUCCAUAUCCAAAGCCAGCAACAGAAAACCUAAACUUGGGGCAGAAUAAUGAACUCUCUGAUUGGAUGGAGGAGCACAUUAGUGACAUCACUAAGCACCUUGUUGAAGACAUGCCACAAACCACUUCUGAUCAUACCUUGAUGGCUAAUACCCCAACAAGGGUUUCCCUUUCUCAUCACAACCUUGUUAUUCCCUCUCUUUCACCCAGCUUCACUCAAAGAAAACUCUCAUGUUCUAGACCCCAAUUUGACUCCUUCACCAACGACCCUCCAAAUAACAACUUCAAUCACCACCUUCAAACAAACACUUCAAGUUUAGAUCACAUUCAUAACCACAAUGUUUGUGACCAAGGGUUGAACCUCAUAACCCUCCUAAUGGAGUGUGCAGUGGCAAUCUCAGUUGAAAACCUAGGUGAGGCUCAUAGGAUGUUGCUUGAGCUAACACAAGUGGCAUCACCCUACAAACCAUCAUGUGCUGAGCGUGUUGUUGCUUACUUUGCAAAGGCCAUGGCUAGCAGGGUGAUGAACUCAUGGCUUGGUGCGUGUUCCCCUUUGGUUGAUCACAAGAGCAUCAACUCAUCAUUCCAAGUGUUCAACAACGUUUCCCCUUUCAUCAAAUUUUCCCACUUCACUUCCAACCAGGCAAUUCUCGAGGCAGUGAGCCAUUGUGAGUGCAUCCACAUCAUUGACUUGGACAUCAUGCAGGGUCUGCAAUGGCCAGCUUUUUUCCACAUAUUAGCCACCAGAAUGGAGGGUCCACCACAGGUCACAAUGACAGGUAUUGGAGCCUCAAUGGAACUCCUUGUUGAGACAGGAAAACAGCUCUCAAACUUUGCAAGAAGGCUCGGCAUGUCACUCAAGUUCAACCCCAUUGCAAGCAAGUUUGGAGAGGUUGAUGUGUCCAUGUUGCAAGUGAAGCCUGGUGAGGCUGUGGCAGUGCAUUGGUUGCAGCAUUCACUCUACGAUGCAACUGGUCCUGAUUGGAAAACACUGAGGCUCCUUGAGGAGUUGGAGCCAAGAAUCAUCACAUUGGUGGAGCAAGAUGUGAACCAUGGAGGGGCUUUCUUGGAUCGGUUUGUGGCCUCCUUGCACUACUACUCUACACUCUUUGAUUCUCUUGGAGCAUACUUGCACCAUGAUGAUUCUAACAGGCACCGUGUGGAGCAUGGACUUCUCUCUAGAGAGAUCAACAAUGUGUUGGCCAUAGGGGGGCCUAAGCGGAGUGGUGAAGAAAAGUUUAGGCAGUGGAGAAGUGAGCUUGCAAGGCACUGUUUUAUGCAGGUUCCAAUGAGUGCCAAUUCAAUGGCUCAAGCGCAGUUGAUACUGAACAUGUUUUCACCAGCUUAUGGGUAUAGCCUUGCACAAGUUGAUGGCACAUUAAGGCUUGGAUGGAAGGAUACAAGCUUGUACACAGCUUCUGCAUGGACCUGCACUGCUUCUAGAUAGCUAAGCUAGUUAGGUGGCUUAGUUAUGGUUCCUAGCUUUUGGUCUUAAACCAGUUUAAUUGUUCAAACAACUAUAUAGCUGGAGAAUUGAGUUGUAUAUUGAGAAAAUUGAUUGCAACUUUUUAGGGAAUAAAAAACAAUUCUGUAGCCAAUAUAGCCAUAUUCAUGUUCACACGAUUUAUGAUAUGAUUUUCUUAAUAUCUAGUUAGCUUUUAUUGUU